ACAUAUCCCACAAAAAGAUACAGAUUCAUGAAAUCUUAAAAGAAAACCGCAUUCCCCACCUCCUUCAAGAUCCAUCAUUCCUCCACCGCAUUCGCCCCUCUUAAACCCUAGAAUCCACCGCCGGAGCUGCGGAUAACUCGUCGGACCUUUCAGAAGUAGACGGAGAAACAACCGACGUCCGGUUUUUCUCUCCGCGCUCUUUGAUUCGGAUCCGUUUCGCAUCCAGUUUUUGGAAUUGUCGAUCAGUGAUGGCAGCGCCAGCGGCGGAGACUUUGGAAUUAGUUAGCGCUGAAGUUAUCGGGAAUGCCUUCGUGAAGCAGUAUUAUCACAUACUGCAUCAGUCACCAGAGUUUGUUCACAAGUUUUAUCAGGAUAUCAGUGUUGUUGGUCGCCCUGAGGAGGAUGGCUCCAUGAGCAUCACCACCACUAUGGAAAACAUCAACAAGACAAUCAUUUCGCUCAACUAUGGGGAAUUCGUAUAUGAGAUUAAGUCGGUUGAUUCACAAGAAUCGUUUCAUGGUGGAGUUCACGUUCUCGUGACUGGCUAUGUAACAGGAAAAGACAACAAAGUCAGCAACUUCGCACAAUCUUUCUUCCUUGCCCCACAAGACAAGGGCUAUUUUGUUUUGAAUGACAUGUUCAGAUAUGUGAAUAAUGUCGCUGUUACUCCAGUAUUGGUCCCUGGUGUUGUGGUGCCUGUUCCUGAAGAGCCAGUAGUUCUCAUCCCAGUUCAGGAGAACCAUGUUUCUGAGCUGAGCACGCAAUCUGUAGAAGAAGCUGUUUCUGGAGAAGUGUACAACCCACCGGAGAAUGGGGACGUGCCAGUUACCGAAGAAGAAAAAGAGGAAGUUCCUGUGCCAGAGGUGGUUGAUGAGGCAUGGGGUAAUGCACAAACGGUGGUUGAGGCCCCUGCCAAAAUUGACGAAGCACCAAAGAAGUCUUAUGCUUCUAUUGUGAUGCAUCUCAAGGAAACUGCUGCAACUUUCUCGCGACCUCCUGCAGCAGCCCGAAAAGCUCCACCAAAGAGCUUGGACCAAGUGAAGCCUACACCUAUUUCGACACCUGAAAAUCCAAUAUCCAAUUUGGAUUCUUUUGAUCACGAACAUAACCAAGAGGCUGAUGGGUUCUCCAUAUACAUUAAGGGCCUUCCCAUGAAUGCUACUGAAGCUUUACUUGGUGACAUAUUCACCAAAUUUGGGACCAUAGCAAAUAAUGGAAUUCAAGUUCGAAGCAACAAACAACAAGGAUUUUGUUUUGGCUUUGUGGAAUUUGAGGAAGCAACUUCCAUGCAAAAGGCCAUUGAGGCUUCUCCAGUAACAAUUGGCGGACGCCAAACCAUUGUUGAGGAAAAGAGGUCUACGAAUUCUCGUGGAAGUAACAGGGGAAGGUUCCAAUCGGCAAGGGGAUCUGGGUUCAGAAACGAGGGAGUUAGAGGACGAGGAGGCUAUGGUGGCGGUAGGGGCAAUAACAGGGGUGAUUUCAACGGCAGGAGUGAGUUUGGCAGCAGGGGUGGAAACCGGGGAGGAUCCGCUAACCGCGAUGCAUAUCAAAGGGGCGAAAGCAUCAAUAGCUACGGAGGAGGCCGUUCCAACCGAGCUGCUGGGAUAUCCAACGGCAACACAAAGAACAUGGCCCCUCAUGUCUCCGCUACUGCUUGAAGAGUCGUAGCACCAAGUUAGGUUCUGUUAUUCCCUCAUUCUUCUUCAUCCGGUUUCAAGUUGCAGUCGUAGCUCCACGGAAACACGAGCAACCGAGUAGUAUUCAUCGUCUCUUCUUACUGUGUUGUUAGACGAGAUUGGGUAGGUAUUUUGUCUUAGUUUCUUUACAUAAUACAUACUUUCCACGGGCCAAGGAAAAGGAAUUUAGUUCUUCAACA
This is a messenger RNA of Salvia splendens (bonfire salvia), 1876 nucleotides long. Its product is annotated as nuclear transport factor 2. The transcript has 10 exons. The record is from RefSeq and is a predicted model, not a curated record. Bases 249 to 1658 code for a protein of 469 amino acids. Gene Ontology annotation, cellular component: cytosol; ribonucleoprotein complex. Lineage: Eukaryota; Viridiplantae; Streptophyta; Magnoliopsida; Lamiales; Lamiaceae. Gene Ontology annotation, molecular function: mRNA binding.